This is a messenger RNA of Elephantulus edwardii (Cape elephant shrew), 1038 nucleotides long. RefSeq names its product solute carrier family 36 (proton/amino acid symporter), member 4 (gene SLC36A4). Bases 1 to 1038 code for a protein of 345 amino acids. The transcript is spliced from 9 exons. NCBI's taxonomy places the organism in Eukaryota, Metazoa, Chordata, Mammalia, Macroscelidea, Macroscelididae. The record is from RefSeq and is a predicted model, not a curated record. Gene Ontology annotation, molecular function: L-proline transmembrane transporter activity; L-alanine transmembrane transporter activity. Gene Ontology annotation, biological process: amino acid transmembrane transport; L-alanine transport. Gene Ontology annotation, cellular component: vacuolar membrane.
AUGGAAGCGGCGGCGCCGGCGGCGGCCGAAGCACCGGGAUGCGAAGAGCUAGAUAUGGAGGUAAUGAGACCUUUGAUAAAUGAGCAGAAUUUUGAUGGCACGUCAGACGAAGAACAUGAACAGGAGCUCCUUCCUGUUCAGAAGCAUUACCAACUUGAUGACCAGCAGGGCAUUUCAUUUAUGCAGACUCUUAUGCAUCUCCUUAAAGGAAAUAUUGGAACUGGACUUUUAGGACUUCCAUUGGCAAUAAAAAAUGCAGGCAUAGUGCUUGGACCAAUCAGCCUUGUGUUUAUAGGAAUUAUUUCUGUUCAUUGUAUGCACAUAUUGGUACGUUGCAGUCACUUUCUAUGUCAGAGGUUUAAAAAAUCAACCCUAGGCUAUAGUGAUACUGUGAGUUUUGCUAUGGAAGUGAGCCCAUGGGGUUGUCUUCAGAAGCAAGCAGCGUGGGGAAGAAGUGUGGUUGACUUUUUUCUGGUGAUAACACAGCUGGGAUUCUGUAGUGUUUAUAUUGUGUUCUUAGCUGAAAAUGUGAAGCAAGUUCAUGAAGGAUUUCUAGAGAGUAAAGCAUUUGUUUUCAACAGUACCUAUGCAUCACAUUCAAAUGAGAGAAGAAGUAUUGAUCUAAGGAUAUAUAUGCUUUGCUUUCUUCCAUUUAUAAUUCUUCUGGUGUUCAUUCGUGACCUAAAGAAUCUAUUUGUACUUUCAUUCCUUGCCAACAUUUCCAUGGCUGUCAGUCUUGUGAUAAUUUACCAGUACAUCAUUAAGAAUAUGCCAAAUCCUCACAAUCUUCCAGUGGUGGCUGGUUGGAAAAAAUACCCACUUUUUUUUGGUACUGCUGUGUUUGCUUUUGAAGGCAUUGGAGUGGUUCUCCCACUGGAAAACCAAAUGAAAGAAUCAAAACGCUUUCCCCAAGCACUGAACAUUGGCAUGGGAAUCGUCACAGCUUUGUAUAUAACGUUAGCUACCUUGGGGUAUAUGUGUUUCCGCGAUGAAAUCAAAGGGAGCAUAACUUUAAAUCUUCCCCAUGAUGUAUGGUAG